GACACUGACAAGGCAUCGACCUCGUCCUCGCUCCCAACAGUCGGAAAAAUCCCGCAGUUUCCCUCCGGAUCCGAUUUCCACAUCAGCAGAGACUCCUGAAGAACAGACUUUCUUCGACGAACCUGCUGCAACUCCCGCACUGGUAGGUCCAGAAGCAGGGGAUGGAGAUGAUGUUGAUAGGGGGCAUCACCAGUACCAAGUGGCCGCUGCUGAACUGCAACCGGUCGCCGCUUACAGGGACCGAUAUUCAGGGGUCACUACACGUCAUCAUGACAGAGUAUGGAAACGAGGACAUGAAGACGUAGUUUUAAGGCAUGGAGAACGCAGGCCUCAUAUAGGAGGUUCAAGAAUUCUAUCUAACACGUUAGAUAACGUCGUAGACAAUUCUAAUAGAAGACAAUAUGGAAUGGGGCUUGUAGGACGGUUGUUUGGACGUUCCUUCAGAAAAUCUGUAGCCCAAGAUACAAACGUUAGAGAACAAUUAGACGACAUGGAAGACUACAGACCCAUGUUCACCUACUGGGUAACGACUGUACAGAUUUUGGUGCUUUUUAUAUCGAUAGUUUGUUACGGAUUUGGUCCUUUUGGCAUCGACAUGCAGACUAGGUCAGGACAGGUUCUCGUCACCAGUUUAUCGUUGCAACAAGUUGACUACAUGGAACCUGCAAACUUUUGGUUUGGACCGAGGGCCAACGAUUUGAUACAUCUAGGCGCGAAAUUUGCUCCUUGUAUGAGGGUGGACACGAAAAUUAAGAAGGAAAUCGACAAGAUCCAAGCAAAGGAAAGAGAAACUGCUUGUUGUAUAAGGAAUGAUGAUUCCGGUUGUGUGCAAUCUUCUCAAGCGGAUUGUUCGAAAACCAUAUCCACAUGGAAAAAGUGGACAAUGGGUGAUGCGGGACCUGGUGGAAGGAUAUCUGGCUCUGUUUGUGGCUUGGAUCCAAAAUUCUGCGACGCCCCAGCGAGUGUUCACCCGUACGAAUGGCCGGAUGACAUAACAAAAUGGCCGAUUUGCCGCAAGACCAACACCCAGUUUUCCAUCCAGAAUAGACCGAAGGACAAAUUGGCUGAACAUAUGGUGUGUGAGGUCAUCGGGCAUCCUUGCUGUAUUGGAAUCCAUGGGCAGUGCAAGAUCACCACCAAGGAGUACUGUGACUUUGUUAGGGGUACUUUUCAUGAGGAGGCCUCGCUUUGUUCGCAAGUUUCGUGCCUGAAUGACGUCUGCGGUAUGAUCCCCUUCUAUUUCCCUAAUGUGCCUGACCAAUUCUACAGACUGUGGACAUCUCUUUUUCUCCACGCGGGUAUCCUCCAGCUGAUGAUUACUGUCCUGAUCCAGUAUUUCCUGAUGAGGGACUUGGAGAAGCUAACAGGGAGCGUCAGGAUCGGCAUAAUAUACAUUGGAUCUGGGGUCGGUCCUGCUGGUUCACAGUUUGGCCUCCUAGCCUGCCUCAUAGUGGAGGUGCUGAACGCAUGGCCGAUGUUGAAACAUCCCAACCAGGCGCUGUGCAAGCUGCUCUCAAUCACCUUGGUGCUAUUCUUUCUUGGCCUGUUGCCGUGGGUGGACAACUACGCACAUCUUUUCGGCUUCAUCUUCGGAUUCCUGCUCUCUUAUGCUUUCUUGCCUUUCAUCUCCUUCGGACAUUAUGAUCGUCAUAAGAAGAUCUUUCUUAUCUGGGUGUGCCUGGCAUCUGCCUGGAUCCUGUUCAUCUGUCUGGUGCUGCUGUUCUACAUAAUCCCCGUGUACGAUUGCAAGAUCUGCUCAUACUUCAACUGCCUGCCGUUGACGCGCGACUUUUGCGCCUCACAGAACAUCAACUUCAAAAGAGAGGAGCCCAUAGUAUGACGAAUGUUGAUGCGGUUCAUGACCGUACCAUUAGUUCUUCUCGUCACGACGUUUCGAUGGUCAUUGCCGAUGGCAUCAUCUGCAUUAAUGUUACGGCUGUCGAGAUUUGCCCUGAAUGCGACACGGUUUGCGGUUGGUUGUUUUUAGUAUUGUUUAUGUUUUUUCCGAUAUCCUAAGACUCAGGUCCGGUAGAGUAUCUACAUAAAUUGGUCGAAUUUAAGAUUCAUUAAUAUUACGAAGACUGUUUAGUGAUCUCCCAUGGAAAAAUCAUAUGCACACACAAUGCAAAUAUAUGUAACCAAGAAAUGAACUUACUACGUGUGUUGCUUAAACAAUCAUCACUACCUUAGUGCAGUAGUAUUGACAUUCGUGAAGUCUGUAGAACAAUUGUUUUUAUGACACGUUGUUCAGUCUCAAGGAUUUGAAUGAUGAUGAAUGAUUUGUUGAUGACAUGUUUGUGAUUCUCUUUGAGAUAUGUUUUUUUGAUCACUAGCUUUUGUCACUCUUGUUGAAGCCCAUUCAAUGAUUUAAAAAAUAUAUAAAUUAAAGUUUGUGAAACUAAAAACACACGCUUCAAUAGCAAAUCGAACUAAAAAGUGGAAAAUAAUAAGUAUCGCAGAGUUUAUGUUACUGCCAUAGUAAGUCCAACAAUCCAGUACGACUAAUUAAUUUGGAAUAAGGUCAAUAUAAAAGUUAAGAUAUCAACAAAAAAUUCAAUUUUAGGAGAAAAGCGUGAGGUGAUUGAUACUAAAGGUAAGAAUUAUUUUUUUAGUUGCUAUUUACAAAAUUUUAGAUACUAUGAAAAUACAGUUAAUUGAUUUCCACCCUUUUUUAAUAUAAUUGAAUGUUUUAUUAUUAUCUUAAUUUUUUUUGUUAAUUUUAUUCCAAAUUAAUUAGCCAUACUUGAUUGUUGGACUUUCUAUUGCAGUAGCAUAAACUCCCCGAUACUUGAAUAUUAUUCUCUACUUUUAGUCCGAUUUGCUAUUAGAGGGUGUUUUUUAUUAUUUAUUAUUAUAUAAUUUAUUUUCAGAAUUUUUUGUCUCAAAA
This is a messenger RNA of Acanthoscelides obtectus, 2887 nucleotides long. The record is from the annotation of a GenBank genome assembly. NCBI's taxonomy places the organism in Eukaryota, Metazoa, Arthropoda, Insecta, Coleoptera, Chrysomelidae.